GUUGUAUUCAUAUAAGAGAAUUAAAAAAAAGGAAAAGGAAAGAGAAAGACCAAGUAAUCUUAUUGGCCGGCUGAGGUAAUAAUUAUACUAAAACCCAGAGAAUCAAACUAAGAACUUCUCCAUUAAGCCCAGUUGAAAAAUUGACUCCAUUUCGUCAGAGUAGGAAAAUUCAUACUAACAAAUCCAAAUAUCCAAUAUUAACAACUCAAUCAUCAUUUAAAUCCUGCUGAAUUUUCUUCAACAAUCUCUAUUUUCUGUAUUUGUUCAUCAAUUCUGACAAGAUGAGGCUACUUAGGUUGAGCCUUAUUGUGUCCAUACCAAUCUUAUUAUCGAUCACGGUUUGGGCAAGUGAGGAUCGGAUAAACAAAUCAACUCCAGGAUUGAUUUGGUCGACUGGUAAAGAAGUAGGAGAAUUAUAUAGGAAGUCACAUUCUGAAGAACCUGUGGCAUUGAAUGAACAUGAUGAGCUUGAUGGUGGUUUUUCUUCCCUUGAUGGAAUGUUACAGUGGGCAAUAGGACAUUCUGACCCAACAAAACUGAAGGAUGCUGCAAAAUCUGUGCAACGCCUAUCUGAUGAUGAGCUAAAGCAGCGCCAAAUAGAACUUCAGGAAUUAGUGGAAAAACUAAGAAUGCCUUCAGAUGCAGAGUUGAUGAAAGUUGCAAUAAAUGACUUGAAUAAUUCCUCUAUCUCUUUUGAAGGUCGUCUUCGUGCUCUUGAAGAUCUUUUGAACCUUGUUGAAUCUAUAGAUAAUGCCAACGUUUUACACAAAUUUGGUGGUCUCGCUGCUGUUAUAAGCCAGCUUGACAACAUUGAGCCAGAUGUAAGGAAGCUUGCUGCUUGGGUUCUCGGAAAGGCUAGCCAAAACAACCCAGUUGUUCAGGACCAGGUGUUAGAUUUUGGUACACUGGCAAAGCUCAUGAAGAUGGUGAGAUCUGAUGUUGUGGAAGAGGCCUCCAAAGCAUUGCAUGCAGUUUCUGCCAUAAUCAGAAACAAUUUAAAUGGCCAGAAAAUAUUUUAUGCAGAAGCUGGAGACUUGAUGCUUAAGGAUAUACUGAGCAAUUCUACCUUUGACAUUAGAUUACAACGGAAAUGUGUUUUACUUGUCGGUGAUUUAGCAGAAUGUCAACUAGAAAACAUCGAUAAAGCAGAGCUUCCCUUUUUUAGUGAUCGUGAUUUGUUGAAGGCAAUCGUUGAUUUAACCUUGUUAGAUGACCUGGAUCUUCAGGAAAAGGCACUUGCCGCAAUAAAGAUUUUACUACAACUUAGGACGAUUGAGGCUUCAAUUUUCAAGGAUUUCUGUGCUUUGGACAAGGUAUUGGAAAGAACGAGGUUGCAAUUGGAACAGUUAAUGGAGGUUGAAGAUCAAAGAGAUUAUGCCAAGGAUGUGGAAAUCCUCCGCCAAGAGGUGGCGCUGAUUUUUUACAAGAAGCUUGAGAAAUGCUGAGAAGAUGUUAGGAUAUCAUUCGGAAGCUCUUAAAAGCUGCAACGUAGGGUCAUACAGUGGUCAUGACUUGUCGAUUACCAAGUUGCUGAUAUUUUUCGGGUAGAGUUUUGUAGAUUAUUCGAAUGUUAACUAUAUUAUACAGGGACAGCGUAUAUGCGAAAGAAGAAUGGUCGAACUGCGCAAGCGCAUAUAUUACUCAAAGCUUCGUUGUUUUGGCUGAAGGAAGUCGUCUUUAUAGUAUAGUGUACUAGUGUUAGGUUUUUGGAAGUCCAAAGGAUUUCACAGUUAGAUCUCUGUGUUCACCGUAUAUGUCAUUAGUUGUACUAUUUUUUUUCCCCUCUUUUUAGAUGUGUUUGUACUUUUUUUUUUUUCGAUACGACCAUUUAAUUUCAGCUCAACGUGUUUGGCACAAAGAUAGUCGUUACUAUUAAUUUUUUUAUCAAUAAAUCCCCAAAUUUGUUUUCUAUAAAAGCGCUGGACGUUUCUCGUAUUAUAUUGUUUCGAAGGUUACGAUGUUGAUUUCACUUCAAGAGGCUACAAUGUCUAUUUGUGUAUGGACAAAAAUGUGAGAGUUUUUUUAUUAUAUGGUGUAAAAUCAAAAAAUAAAAAAAUUAAUUUUUUAUUGAUAUAUGAAUAUGAUUUCCGUUUACAUUAUGACAUUUUAUUCCAGUAU
Molecule: messenger RNA, 2118 nt
Organism: Amaranthus tricolor (Joseph's coat)
Lineage: Eukaryota; Viridiplantae; Streptophyta; Magnoliopsida; Caryophyllales; Amaranthaceae
Exons: 9
Coding region: 282-1445 (387 amino acids)
Source: RefSeq, a predicted model, not a curated record